AUGGAGUCCCCGCCCCACGGGAGGCGGGCCGGUGCCGGGACGGGACGGGGUGGCGCCGAGGCGCGGCGGAACGGAGCGGAGCGGGGCCGCUGGUGGGCAAUGGGCGGCGGGCGAUGGUCGUUGCUCUCAGCGCUGCUGGUGGUCCUGCGCCCGCCCCACGGAGCGGCCGACAAUGCUGAUCGAAAUCGAGGUCUCAGGAUGCACUUUUUGGCAGAGACCCACCGCCCCGAGCGAAGCGUGGGCAGCCUUGGUCACUGGCCUCACCAGAGGACAGAGCAGUCCUGGGAGGAGCCCUCAGCCAGCUCUCUGCGACAGAUGAAGUUUAACCCCACGGUGCACCACAUUGUGAUUAAUGAGCACAAGGAUGUCACAUUUAAUUGCUCAAUCAAAGUACCUCAGCUCCUGCUCAGGCCAGAUGCCCCAGGCAUUUCCUUGUGGAAGGAUGGGAGGGAGCUGCAUGUGCUGGACCGCAUUGCCACCAGCCAUUUUGAGAUCUCUGACGAGGAGGAAGUGGCAAUGACCUCUACCUUCAGCAUCCUUGCUGCCCAGCGCUCAGAUAACGGCUCCUACGUCUGCAAACUCAACAUCUCGGGCGUGGAGGUUGUGUCAGAUCCAAUCUUAGUGCAGCUGGAAGGGCUCCCACACUUCAUUCGUCAGCCUGAGAAGCUGAAUGUCACCAAGAACAGUCCCUUCAACCUCACAUGUCAAGCUGUGGGCCCACCAGAACCUGUGGAGAUCUACUGGUUUCGCAACAACAUCCGACUCAAUGAGAAGCCCCACAACUCCCCAUCAGUACUGGCUGUGCCAGGUCUCAAUGAAACAGCGUUGUUCAGCUGCGAAGCUCACAACAGCAAAGGGCUGACUGCAUCCAACCCAGGGCAGGUCAAUGUGAAAGGAAUACCUUCUGCACCUGCCAGCCUGCAUGUCCUCAACCAAACAGCCCAUGGUAUUGUGAUAUCCUGGGUGCCGGGCUUUGAUGCAUUCUCUGCCCUGAACAGCUGCAAUGUCCAGGUCAAGGAAGCUGUUCCACGAAGCAAUGUCUCACUUUUUCUCUUCAACACCUUGGUGCCUCCCCAUGUGUAUCACAUCCAGCAGCUGGAGCCCAUGGCGGAUUACAAAAUCCGUGUUUCCUGUGGGAAUGAAGUCGGCUGGUCAACAUUUAGCCCCUGGAUACCUGCCAGCACCACUGAGGAAGCUCCUGCCACCCCGCCGCUGAAUGUCACGGUGUCAUUCAAUGAAUCCGUCUCUUCCCUGGAGGUGCGAUGGGUGAAGCCACCCCUGGGUAGGAUACACGGGGAACUGCAGGGCUAUCACAUCUGGUACAAGUGGCAGAACUCCAAGGGGUUGCAGAACGUCUCCACUGAAGCCCAGCAGAACACCAGCUUUGCAAUCCUGCCUGUGGUGGCCACCAAUGCCACCUACUCCAUACGUGUGGCCGCUGUCACCAAAGGUGGAGCAGGACCUUUCAGCAGUCCAGUGGAGAUCUUCAUCCCUGGCCAUGGAUUAAUAACCUCAACCCACUCUUCAACUCCAGCCUCAGGAAACACAGACUCCUUUACCAUAGCCCUGGGCUUCAUCUGUGGGACGAUUGCGGUGGGACUGCUCCUCUGCUUGUCUGUGGUCAUCCAGAAACGGUGCAUGGAAACAAAAUAUGGGAAUGCUUUCAACGGGAACGACUCAGAGCUGGCAGUGAACUACACAGCCAAGAAGUCCUACUGCCGGAGAGCCGUGGAACUUACCCUGGGCAGCCUAGGUGUCAGCAGUGAGCUCCAGCAGAAGCUGCAGGAUGUUGUUGUGGACAGAAAUGCCCUCAGCCUGGGGAAGGUCCUGGGAGAGGGGGAGUUUGGAUCAGUGAUGGAGGGACGUCUCACUCAGCCUGAAGGCACCCCACAGAAGGUGGCUGUGAAGACCAUGAAGUUGGAUAACUUUUCCCAAAGGGAGAUAGAAGAGUUCCUCAGUGAAGCAGCAUGCAUGAAGGACUUUGACCAUCCCAAUGUUAUCAAGCUCCUAGGUGUGUGCAUUGAGCUGAGCUCCCAGCAGGUCCCCAAGCCCAUGGUGAUUCUCCCGUUCAUGAAAUACGGUGACCUGCACAGCUUCCUGCUUCGCUCACGGCUGGAGAUGGCCCCCCAGUUUGUGCCUCUGCAGACGUUGGUGAAGUUCAUGGUUGAUAUUGCCCUGGGGAUGGAGUAUCUGAGCUGUCGGCACUUUCUCCACAGGGAUUUGGCAGCUAGAAACUGCAUGUUGCGGGACGACAUGACGGUGUGUGUGGCAGACUUUGGAUUGUCAAAGAAGAUUUACAGUGGUGAUUAUUACCGUCAGGGCCGCAUAGCCAAAAUGCCAGUGAAGUGGAUUGCCAUUGAGUCCCUGGCUGACCGUGUCUACACUACCAAGAGUGAUGUGUGGGCAUUUGGCAUUACCAUGUGGGAGAUAGCAACCCGAGGGAUGACGCCCUAUCCAGGGGUGCAGAACCAUGAGAUCUACGAGUACCUCUUCCAUGGGCAGCGCCUGAAAAAGCCUGAGGACUGCUUGGAUGAACUGUAUGAAAUAAUGUCUGCAUGCUGGAGAGCUGACCCUGCCGCUCGACCUACAUUCUCGCAGCUGAAGGUCCAUCUGGAGAAGCUGCUGGAAAACUUGGCCACCAUCAGGAGAUCUGGAGACGUCAUCUAUGUCAACACCAGCCUGCCUGAAGAGAGCCCAGACUCCACCCAGGAUUCAGGCUUCCCCCAAGCGGACUCUGAUUUGGACCCUGGGGACAUUGCUGAGCCCUGCUCCCCCAGAGCAGAAUCGGCGCUGGUGGCUGUGGAUGUCCACCAUAACGAUCCAUGGGGGACAAGGUAUGUCCUGGAGGAGCAGGUCAGUGGCCUCACAGAGGAGGAGGCCUAUGUCCCACUACUGCCAGCCAGUGAGGAGAGCUCAUCAUGGACCCAGGCCAGCACCUUGCCUGCUGGCAGCUCGCUUGCAUCAGAGCUGCCAUGUAGCAAUGACAUCAUGGAGGACUUGGAAGUGCUGCUGUAAAGGGGGGUGUAAAAAAGGACA
Messenger RNA from Indicator indicator, 3036 nucleotides. It is a transcript of the gene MERTK, whose product is annotated as MER proto-oncogene, tyrosine kinase. The record is from RefSeq and is a predicted model, not a curated record. NCBI's taxonomy places the organism in Eukaryota, Metazoa, Chordata, Aves, Piciformes, Indicatoridae. Gene Ontology annotation, cellular component: signaling receptor complex. The coding region runs from base 1 to 3015 and encodes 1004 amino acids. Gene Ontology annotation, molecular function: protein binding; ATP binding; transmembrane receptor protein tyrosine kinase activity. Gene Ontology annotation, biological process: cell surface receptor protein tyrosine kinase signaling pathway; positive regulation of kinase activity; nervous system development. The transcript is spliced from 20 exons.